AUGAUUCAUCGGUUCGUGGUGGAAACAGAGAGCCGUGACUUAGACAGGAAGCCGCGCCACACACCCGUGGAACCACCACCUCGCCCCAGAGACUGUAGAAAAUAUAUUAACUAUUGCUUCAACACCAAUGGCAGCUACUACUGUCAGUGUAAUCCUGGCUUUCACGUGAAUUCAGAAUCUAGAACCUUCACUGGCAUUGACGGAGUGUGUCGUGAUAUCAACGAGUGCUUAGAGACCCCCAAUAUCUGCGGGCCCAAGGCCUCCUGCCAGAACACCGCUGGGUCCUACAACUGCACCUGCUCUGAGGGCUACAUCUCCAGCAACGGCCAGAGAGUUUUUCACAAUGCCACAGGAGUCACCUGUGCAGAGCUGAAGAGUGACCUGUACAAAACCUCAGGUUCACCUGACCAGGAUACGUUCCAGCUGCAGGUGAUCACCUGGGUGGGGCUGUCGGUGUCUCUGGUGUGCCUCCUGCUGUGCAUCGUUACCUUCCCCUUUUGCCGGUCCAUUCAAGGAACUCUCAACUUCAUCCACAUCCACCUGUGCAUCUGCCUCUUCAUCGCCGACCUGGUCUUCCUCGCUGGCAUCUCUCGCACCGAGGACAAGGUGGGCUGUGCGAUUGUGGCAGGGGUCCUGCAUUACUUCUUCCUGGCAGCGUUCUGCCUGACGUUGCUGGAGGGGGUUCAGCUGUACUGCAUGGUGGUUCUGGUGUUCAACACCACACUGCGGCCGCUCGUCACGAUCACCAUCGGAUACGUCGUUCCCGCGGUGAUCGUUACCGCCAGCGCCCAGGGAUACGGCACAGACAGGCACUGCUGGCUGAACCUGGAGAAUGGGUUCAUCUGGAGAUUCUUUGGACCUGUCUGCAUCAUCAUCAUCAUCAACGGCAUGUUCUUCGUCGUCACUGUGUGGAAGCUGGCCCAGAAAUUCUACUGCCUCAAUUCAGACAUGUGUACCCUGCGCAAGAUCAAGUGA
Anguilla anguilla (European eel) is the source of this 975-nucleotide messenger RNA. RefSeq names its product adhesion G protein-coupled receptor E5-like. NCBI's taxonomy places the organism in Eukaryota, Metazoa, Chordata, Actinopteri, Anguilliformes, Anguillidae. Gene Ontology annotation, biological process: cell surface receptor signaling pathway; adenylate cyclase-activating G protein-coupled receptor signaling pathway. The record is from RefSeq and is a predicted model, not a curated record. Gene Ontology annotation, molecular function: G protein-coupled receptor activity; calcium ion binding. Gene Ontology annotation, cellular component: membrane. The transcript has 7 exons. Bases 1 to 975 code for a protein of 324 amino acids.